Molecule: messenger RNA, 5530 nt
Organism: Glossina fuscipes
Lineage: Eukaryota; Metazoa; Arthropoda; Insecta; Diptera; Glossinidae
Gene: Egfr
Product: epidermal growth factor receptor
Exons: 5
Coding region: 765-4907 (1380 amino acids)
Biological process (GO): multicellular organism development; positive regulation of kinase activity; cell surface receptor protein tyrosine kinase signaling pathway
Cellular component (GO): signaling receptor complex; basal plasma membrane
Molecular function (GO): ATP binding; transmembrane receptor protein tyrosine kinase activity
Source: RefSeq, a predicted model, not a curated record
AAAAAAAAUUAUUAAUAAUAACAAUAAAAAAAAAAAUUCCCAGAAAAAUUCAUUUCUUUUUUUUCUACUUAAAACAAGUGCCAGUGUGUUAUGUUUGUACAAGCAACAACAAAAACCAGUUAUUUAAAUUUUAUUUGUUAGAUAGCAAACAAAACAACAUCAGCCAACAACAUCUAUGUGAAUUCGAAACUUUGUAUCCCAGACUUUUUAAGGUGUAUGUGUGGCGGCUGCGUGCAUAUACAAGCGAAUUUACAACUCUUGUGAUAUGCGAAUGUUUAUCCAGUCAAACACGAAAUUGAACUAAAAUUCAUUGAUAAAAUGUACGGGACGCAGCAAUAUCUUUAAGAAAAUUUUGUUAACAAUUUUGCUUAUUUUUUCUCGCUCGGAGGAACUUUUUAACCUACAAACAUUUUCUCUAAUCAAUAUUUAUUAAAAUGGUUUGAUGCAAAAAAAAAAUAAAUAAAUAAAAUCUCUAAAACAUUUAACAACGCAAACGCAAUGCCCGUUUUUAACAUUAUUUGUGCGCCUAUUGUUCACCAACAUCAACGUAAGCGAAUCGAAAUGUUACGCUACAUUGCCUACGGCCUAAGAAGAUACGUAACGCUUCAGUGAUUAUUGUCAAGAAAUCAAAACAAUUGAGAAAAAAAAAAACAAAAAAUAGUUAAACAUCUAAAUAAAAAUAACAUUAAAAUUAUUUUAUAAAAAUAAAUAUAUAUUCUUUAAAAAAUUUUAAUUUUCAAAAACGCAAAGAGAUCUUCAUCAUUAUGUUGAAUCAUUUACAAUUGGGAUUAAUACUAUCGAUCUUGCUCAUAUGCGGAGAUAUAAGUGAAGCAGCAUUGAAUUCGGGGUAUGUGGAUCAUGGCGACACGAAAGUUUGCAUUGGUACCAAAUCUCGAUUAUCAGUGCCCUCGAAUCGUGAGCAUCACUAUCGAAACUUGCGCGAUCGCUAUAAUAACUGUACGUACGUAGACGGUAAUUUGGAAUUGACAUGGCUGCAAGAUCCAAAUUUGGAUUUAAGUUUUUUGGAGAAUAUACGUGAAGUAACGGGCUAUAUACUCAUCAGUCAUGUUGACAUUAAGCAAGUCAUCUUCCCAAGACUUCAAAUCAUACGCGGACGUACAUUGUUUAAUCUUAAUGUCCAGGAAGAGCAGUUCGCUUUGUUUGUGACUUAUUCGAAAAUGUUCACUUUGGAAAUGCCCGCCUUACGUGACAUACUUCAGGGUUCGGUUGGCUUUUUCAAUAAUUUCAAUCUUUGUCAUAUCAAAAGCAUAGACUGGACCGAGAUAAUCUCCGGCUCACCUGAUAAGUACAAAUACAAUUACAUUUACAAUUUCACUUUACCUGAGCGAGAUUGCCCUAAAUGCCAUGAGUCUUGUGAGCGUGGCUGCUGGGGAGAGGGUCCCAAUAAUUGUCAGAAAUUCAGCAAAAUCAAUUGUUCACCUCAGUGCGCUCAAGGCCGUUGCUUUGGACCCCGCCCACGUGAAUGCUGUCAUCUGUUUUGUGCUGGUGGCUGUACGGGACCCACUCAGAAGGAGUGCAUAGCCUGUAAAAACUUUUAUGAUGACGGUGUAUGCAAAGAGGAAUGCCCACCCAUGCAGAAAUACAAUCCAACCAACUAUUUAUGGGAAGCCAAUCCCGAGGGGAAAUAUGCUUACGGGGCCACUUGUGUCAAAGAAUGCCCUGAACAUUUACUUAAAGAUAAUGGAGCAUGCGUACGCAGCUGCCCGGCUGAUAAAAUGGCCAGGGAUGGUGAAUGUGUUCCUUGUAACGGCCCCUGCCCUAAAACUUGUCCUGGACGAGCUGUUCUUCACUCGGGUAACAUUGAUUCUUACCGGGGCUGCACCGUCAUUGAAGGCUCUAUACGUGUUUUGGACCAAACUUUUUCCGGUUAUCAGGAUAUUUAUAAAAAUUACACUUUAGGUCCACGCUAUAUAGCCAUGCAUCCUGAUCGUAUGGAAGUGUUUUCUACCGUGAAAGAAAUCACCGGAUAUUUGGAUAUCGAAGGCGCUCAUCCUGAUUUUAAAAAUCUUUCCUAUUUUCGUAAUCUCGAAGUGAUACAUGGACGCCAACUUAUGGAAAGUUAUUUCGCUUCUUUAUCUAUAGUCAAGUCUUCUCUUGAAAGCUUGGAACUGAAAUCUUUGAAGCGCAUUAACGCCGGCUCGGUUGUUAUACAACACAAUGAUAAGAUCUGUUACGUUAAAGACAUAGAUUGGACCAAAAUACAAAAAUCAACCGAUCAUGGUAUUGUAGUAGAAAUGAAUCGCAAUCAAGAAGAGUGCAAAAAAGACGGGUUGAUUUGCUCAGAUCAAUGUAAUGGGGCUGGAUGUUGGGGUUCGGGAUCAGACCAAUGUUUGGAAUGUAAAAAUUUCGAAUUUAAUGGCACUUGCAUUGCAGACUGCCGUAAUAUCACCAAUGCGUACAAGUUUGAUGCCAAAACGUGUAAACAAUGCCACCCAGAAUGUCUUACUUGCUCCGGACCUGAUGCCGAACAUUGCGAUGAGUGUGUUCAUGUGCGUGACGACAAUCGUUGCGUCACGGUUUGUCCAGAAAGCAAAUAUUCCGAUUAUGGCAUUUGUCGUUCUUGUGACGCCACUUGCGACGGCUGUACAGGACCGAAGAACACUAUAGGACCGGGCGGUUGUAAAACAUGUAAUCUAGCGAUCAUAAGCUCAGAUGGAAGAUCGGUGGAACGUUGUCUUAUGAAAAACGAUAAAUGUCCGGACGGCUACUAUUGGGAAUAUGUGAAUCCCCGUGAACAAGGCAAACUCAAACCUUUAGCAGGUAAAGCCAUUUGCCGGAAAUGCCAUCCUCGCUGUGAAUUAUGCAGUGGCUAUGGUUUCCAUGAGCAAGUUUGUCAAAAAUGUGCAGGUUAUAAACGAGACGAACAGUGCGAGGACGAGUGUCCAGCUGAUCAUUAUGCUGACGAAGUUAUCCGCGAAUGCUUUAUGUGUCACCCCGAGUGCAAAGGUUGCACUGGUCGUGGAUCAGACGACUGCAUUGCUUGCCGUAGCUUUAAAGUGUUCGGAGAUGGUGAUCCUUACGACAAUUCUACCAGUUUCAAUUGUACUUCCAAAUGUCCGCCGGAAUAUUCACACGUCAACUAUCAGUCACCUCACAUUGGCACUUUCUGUUCAGCGGUACCGCCUAAGGGUUCUAAGCUUACCGCCGCUGUCGACAAUUAUUUCUUCCUGAUAAUUGCUUUUGUUACGCUGGUGUUAGUGGUGGGCAUCCUAAGUGUAGUCACGUAUAUCUGUCGACAGAAAACUAAAGCUAAACAAGAAGCUGUAAAAAUGGGCAUGGUCUUGACCGGAUGUGAGGAUUCAGAGCCCUUAAGCCCCUCCAACAGAGGAGCAAACUUAUCAAAGUUACGCAUAGUCAAAGAUGCUGAGCUAAGAAAGGGCGGUCUCUUGGGUAUGGGGGCCUUUGGUCACGUUUACAAAGGCGUAUGGGUGCCAGAGGGUGAAAAUGUUAAAAUUCCCGUAGCCAUUAAAGAGCUAAAAUCCUCGGGAGCUGAAUCCAGUGAGGAAUUUUUGAGGGAGGCCUACAUUAUGGCUUCCGUGGAGCAUCCGAAUUUGCUCAAACUUUUAGCUGUUUGCAUGACUUCCAAAAUGAUGUUGAUCACUCAGUUAAUGCCCUUGGGUUGUUUACUGGACUACGUACGCAAUAAUCGUGAUAAAAUUGGUUCAAAAGCUUUGCUAAAUUGGUCUACGCAAAUAGCUAAAGGCAUGUCUUAUCUGGAAGAGAAGCGUUUAGUGCAUCGAGAUUUGGCAGCGCGUAAUGUUUUAGUGCAGUUGCCGUCAUGUGUAAAAAUAACGGACUUUGGCUUAGCAAAGCUCUUAAAUCAAGACUCAAACGAAUAUAAGGCGGCGGGUGGUAAAAUGCCAAUUAAAUGGUUGGCGUUAGAGUGUAUACGCCAUCGUAUCUUCACGAGUAAGUCAGAUGUUUGGGCUUUUGGUGUUACCAUCUGGGAGUUAUUGACAUUUGGUAAAAGACCUCAUGAGAAUAUACCCGCCAAAGAUAUACCUGAUCUCAUUGAAGUUGGCCUGAAACUCGAUCAACCGGAGAUAUGCUCCUUAGAUAUUUACUGCACUUUGCUAUCUUGUUGGCAUUUAGAUGCUGAAGUGAGGCCUUCUUUUAAGCAAUUAGUAAAUAUAUUCGCUGAAUAUGCUCGUGAUCCGGGUCGCUAUUUGGCUAUACCCGGAGAUAAAUUUACUCGACUACCCGCUUACACCAGUCAAGAUGAAAAAGACUUAAUACGAAAACUAGCGCCGACAUUCGAAGGUCCCGAGACUAUGGUUGAAGCUGAUGAUUACCUGCAACCGAAAACCAAUGUCGGAGGUACCCACAAUCAUGAAUGCUCUGAAGAAGUACCCAAAUUAAAUCGUUAUUGUAAAGAUCCUAUGAAUAAAAACUCAUCUAACGAAAGUGAUGAAACAGAUUCUAAUGCACGAGAAGUUGGUGUGGGUAAUUUACGAUUAGAUUUACCAGUAGAUGAAGAUGAUUAUUUAAUGCCUACUUGCCAAGUUUCGGCUACGGGCGGAUUAAAUCAUAAUAAUAUCAAUAACAAUAAUAAUAACCCUAGCGUUAACAAUGCCAUGUGCGCGACGCCAGGGGGCUAUAUGGACUUGAUUGGAGUGCCUGCCAGUGUAGAUAAUCCCGAAUAUCUGUUAAAUACAACCACCAAUUUAGUACAUGAUCAAGAGGCACCAAUACCCACCCAAACACUGGGCAUACCAGUUAUGGUACCCAGAACGGGGCUGAUGGUGAACAAUAAUGCACACGAUAGUCAGGGUACUAUCUUGGAAAUUACAAUAGCUCCCUCGGAGCCUACAAGUUCAGAUCAUGAAUAUUAUAAUGAUACCCAACGAGAAUUGCAACCCUUGCACCGCAACGAGACGAGAGUUUGAGAAUAAAGAAGGCAAGAGAGAGAUUUCAAACAAAAAAAGGAAAAAGACUAGAGAGGGAGAAGGAGAGAGAGAGAGAGAGAGAGAGAAGAAAUCACUGCCAGAAGCAGCAUAUUAAGUAAUCUUGCCCAUUAAAGUUUAAUCUCCCUCUGUCUCACGCUCCCGCUCCCGUUCUCACUCUCUCUUGCACACUCUAUCUCUCUUUCUUUGUUAGCUUUUUCGCUCUUUGCACUCCCCAUACAUGACUUUGCUCUCUUCGCCACUGUAUAUAAUAUUGAGAAUGUUUUAGUUUAGCAUAAGAACCUCGAAGUGCCUGCAUUAUUAUGAGUAACAAAGAAAAAUUAAUUUAUUUAAGAAAAUUUUAAAUUGUUUGUACGCAUAUGUAGUUAAGUACUUAUAAUUAAUUGUCUGAUAGCUACUAAGUGAUGUUCAGUGAAGCGUGAAGCGUGAAGAGUUUUGUACAUUUUCGUUUUUUUCUAAAACCAAACACCGUUAGUGCAUUUGUUUAGUUGCCACGUCUUUUCCUCUUUACAGAGCUAUUCCAGUUUCAUAAAUAUCUUUACAAAUCCCAACAAAAACAAUUAAAGACUGUGGUAACUUAUUUAAAAAUUAAAAAUCAGCUUAUG